Molecule: messenger RNA, 777 nt
Organism: Poeciliopsis prolifica (blackstripe livebearer)
Lineage: Eukaryota; Metazoa; Chordata; Actinopteri; Cyprinodontiformes; Poeciliidae
Product: alpha-aspartyl dipeptidase-like
Exons: 8
Coding region: 13-726 (237 amino acids)
Biological process (GO): proteolysis
Molecular function (GO): serine-type peptidase activity
Source: RefSeq, a predicted model, not a curated record
UGUCGGUGAGACAUGAAGAGGAAACUCCUGCUGGUGUCCAACUCCACUCUGCACGGCGGCGGCUACCUGGACCACUGUCAGCAGCACAUCUGCAGCUUUUUUGGAAAGAAUGUGAAGAGAGUGCUGUUUGUUCCCUAUGCCCUCCAUGACAGAGAUGCCUACACAACGACUGCCAGGAACAAGUUCAGAUCCUUAGGUUAUGAGGUCGACGGCAUCCACGAGGCUGCUGACCCCGUCGAAGCCGUCCGAAAGGCUGAGGGCAUUUUUAUUGGAGGGGGCAACACAUUCCGGCUGCUGAAGAGCCUUUACGACAACAACGUGGUGACGGAGAUCAGGAAGAGAGUCCUGGAGGACGGCGUCCCGUACAUGGGCUCCAGCGCCGGAACCAACGUGGCGACCAUCAGCAUCAGCACCACCAACGACAUGCCCAUCGUUUUCCCGCCGACCUUCAGUGCCAUCGGCCUGGUGCCCUUCAACAUCAACCCGCACUACCUGGACCCCGACCCCAACAGCCGCCACAUGGGGGAGACCAGGGAGCAGAGGAUAACCCAGUACCAUGAAGAACCCAACACUCCCAGUGUUCUGGAAGGCUCCCUGCUGCUGGUAGAAGGAGACAAAGCCACGCUGUUGGGAACAACAAAGGCUCGACUCUUCAGCAGUGGGAAACCCUCGGUGGAGUUGGAUCCCGGCAGUGACCUCAGCUUCCUGCUGACGGAGGCGCAGUGAGACGCCAAAGAGGAAUGGAGACCACACGGAAUAAAAAUCUGAAGCAAACGA